This is a messenger RNA of Knipowitschia caucasica, 729 nucleotides long. NCBI's taxonomy places the organism in Eukaryota, Metazoa, Chordata, Actinopteri, Gobiiformes, Gobiidae. The record is from the annotation of a GenBank genome assembly.
AUGAAGAAGGAAGAGGAAGGGGAAGAAGAAGGAAGAAGAAAGAAAAGGCAAGAAGAGGAAAGAAGAAGAAGGAAGAGAAGGAGGAAGAAGAAGAAGGGGAAGAAGGGGAAGAAGAAGGGGAAGAAGAGGAAGAAGGGGAAGAAGAGGAAGAACAGGAAGAAGAGGAAGAAGAGGAAGAAGAGGAAGAAGGGGAAGAAGAGGAAGAAGAGGAAGAAGAGGAAAAAGGGGAAGAAGAGGAAGAAUAGAAAGAAGAGAAAGAAGGGGAAGAAGAGGAAGAAGGAUGAAGAAGGAAGAGGAAGGGGAAGAAGAAGGAAGAAGAAAGAAAAGGGAAGAAGAGGAAAGAAGAAGGAAGGGGAGGAGGAAGAAGAAGGGGAAGCAGAGGAAGAAGGGGAAGAAGAGGAAGAAGGGAAAGAAGGGGAAGAAGAGGAAGAGGAAGAAGAGGAAGAAGGGGAAAGAGGGGAAGAAGAGAAAGAAGAGAAGAAGAGAAAGAAGGGGAAGAAGAGGAAGAAGGAUGAAGAAGGAAGAGGAGGAGAAAGAAGAAGGGGAAGAAGAAAGAAAAGGGAAGAAGAGGAAAGAAGAAGAAGGAAGAGGAGGAGGAAGAAGAAGGGAAAGAAGGGGAAGAAGAAGGGGAAGAAGGGGAAGAAGGGGAAGAAGAGGAAGAAGGGGAAGAAGAGGAAGAAGAGGAAGAAGAGGAAGAAGAGGAAGAAGGGGAAGAAGAGGAAGAAGUGA